Helianthus annuus (common sunflower) is the source of this 1845-nucleotide messenger RNA. Its product is annotated as beta-1,4-mannosyl-glycoprotein 4-beta-N-acetylglucosaminyltransferase. Gene Ontology annotation, biological process: protein N-linked glycosylation; N-acetylglucosamine metabolic process. The record is from RefSeq and is a predicted model, not a curated record. Bases 214 to 1425 code for a protein of 403 amino acids. The transcript is spliced from 2 exons. Gene Ontology annotation, cellular component: membrane. NCBI's taxonomy places the organism in Eukaryota, Viridiplantae, Streptophyta, Magnoliopsida, Asterales, Asteraceae. Gene Ontology annotation, molecular function: beta-1,4-mannosylglycoprotein 4-beta-N-acetylglucosaminyltransferase activity.
AUGCAUAUCAUAAUCAUAGCGAAUGAAAAGAAGAAGACAACAGAAAACAAACGGCUUCUUUGUUGAGUUGCGAGUAUUCAUCCUUUAAAACCAGACCCAAAUUUCAUAAACUUUAAAAACCCCACAUCACAAUCUCUCUUGUUUUAUUCAUCAAAUCUUCAAUUUCUUCAUUCAUUUCCACUAUUUUGGGUUGAUCUAUUUGCUUGAUUAGAAAUGGCGAUGAUUAGUUUAUCAAAGUUUCUUGAUAAAGUUUACUUGAUGGCUGAAGGUGGAUCUCGUUAUUGUUCUAAAAAGUCUGAUGAUCUUUGCGGUGAUGUUUGUGAUGAGGAUUCAGGAAAGGUUUCAACAAUGUCAAGAGUACGAUGCAUUCUUCGCGGGCUCGAUUUGAAAACGCUUGUUUUUCUUUUCGUGUUGGUCCCGACUGUAAUCCUCGGGUUAUACGUACACGGGCAAAAGAUUUCGUACUUUUUACGCCCAUUGUGGGAAAAACCACCGAAACCGUUCAACGAAAUCCCACAUUAUUAUCACGAAAACGUGUCGAUGCAGAAUCUUUGCAAGUUGCACGGUUGGGGGACACGCGAGUUCCCGAGGCGUGUUUUUGAUGCGGUUUUGUUUAGUAAUGAGGUUGAUCUUCUUACAAUAAGAUGGCAUGAGUUGUACCCGUAUGUUACCGAAUUUGUGCUCCUUGAAUCAAACUCGACGUUCACGGGUUUACCUAAGCCGUUGGUCUUUGAUAGUCAACGCGACAAGUUUAAGUUCGUGGAGCCAAGAUUGACGUACGGGAAAAUUCCCGGAAGAUUCAAGAAAGGGGAAAAUCCUUUCGUUGAGGAAGCGUAUCAACGGCUUGCUUUGGAUUAUCUUUUACGGAAAGCCGGGAUUCAAGAUGAUGAUUUGUUAAUCAUGUCGGAUAUCGACGAAAUACCGAGCCGACAUACGAUUAAUCUUUUAAGAUGGUGUGACGAUAUCCCUCCGGUUCUGCAUCUUCGGUUGAAAAAUUAUCUAUAUUCGUUUGAGUUUUUACUCGAUAAUAACAGUUGGAGGGCGUCGGUUCAUCGGUAUCAAUCAGGAAAGACACGAUACGCUCAUUACCGCCAGUCGGAUGUCGUGUUGGCAGAUGCAGGGUGGCAUUGCAGCUUCUGUUUCCGCCACAUCAACGAGUUUAUCUUCAAGAUGAAAGCUUAUAGCCAUGUCGAUCGAGUACGGUUUAACAAAUUCUUGAACCCGAAAAGGGUGCAGAAGGUAAUCUGCAAAGGUGCGGAUCUCUUCGAUAUGUUACCCGAAGAAUACACGUUUAAAGAUAUCAUCGGGAAAAUGGGGCCCAUCCCGCAUUCGUAUUCAGCUGUUCAUCUUCCAGCUCAUCUUUUGGAGAACGCCGAUGAGUACCGAUAUCUUUUACCAGGAAAUUGCGUACGAGAAAGUGAGUAGAAGCGUAGAACACUAAAAUUUAUAUCAAGAUUGUUCUUAUUGGUGUAAAGUUUGGAUCUUUGAAGUUUCCAUACGAAACCCGUGUGGGGUUGACCAAAAGAUAGUUGACCCAGGUUCUAAAUCCGGCGAUACUAGCAUCAUUCUUUCGGAAAUGCUCGAUUUCUGGGGUGAUAGUGUACAUAGUCUUUCGGGUCUUCUUCAUAACGGCGAUACGCAUUUUCAAGAUUCAUCAGCAAAGAUUCAACGUCAAGGUAAUCGACGAAAGUUUGAGAUAGAUUUAUUUGGCUUUAGGAAGUUUUGAAUCUUGAUUCUUGACACGAACCGAUUAUAGAUAUAUAAAUUCAAUUUAUGUUACAUAUUUAACUAUUGAUUUGUGUAACUUUGGAUUUUGUCCUGUUGAUAGAGGAUGUUUGUUUUGUU